AUGGCUGUACUAAGGCCAGGCCAGGGCACUCGUGGCAAUGUGGCCGAGUGGUUAGCAUUUCAAGCUCCCAAUCUGUACUGUCACAAUUCGACUCCCGCUGAGGGUGUUGAUAAGACCAAUGCGAGGUCGAAACUGCAGUACACUGGUGCCUGGAUGAGAACAACUUUUGGGAAAGUAAGGCUAUGUGAAAUUGAAUGA
This is a messenger RNA of Protopolystoma xenopodis, 198 nucleotides long. The record is from the annotation of a GenBank genome assembly. Lineage: Eukaryota; Metazoa; Platyhelminthes; Monogenea; Polystomatidea; Polystomatidae.